Molecule: messenger RNA, 999 nt
Organism: Penicillium daleae
Lineage: Eukaryota; Fungi; Ascomycota; Eurotiomycetes; Eurotiales; Aspergillaceae
Exons: 2
Coding region: 1-999 (332 amino acids)
Source: RefSeq, a predicted model, not a curated record
AUGAUGGCCCUAAGGGAUGCAAGGCUUAUGGACUCUCUUUCAGAGGUCUCCAGUGUUCAAAACAGCCCUUUUCGCUUCCUCGACUUACCCUUUGAGCUUCGAAGACAGAUAAUCAGACAUGCAAUCAGUAUCUAUCGACGCAAGCCAAAACAAUUCGAUUGGGUCUCGUUUGGGCAGAUCAGUUUUGAGUUCGCGAGUGAGGGCUAUGAUAUUAUCAUCAGUGCUACUGGUCUCAGAUUCCUGAACCUCACUUCUCUCAAUCUUGGUUUGGUCAAUAAGCAGGUUCGCCAGGAAGUUCUAUCCGUCAUCUUCCAGGGUUCCACCGUAUGUCUUUAUGUCCAGAUUCCCCAACACGGCUACGGCCCAUUCAGCGAACACACUGCAUCCUUGGCCGCCAUUAUCCAAAUAUUGAAUAACUAUCCGCUACUGUGCGAUAUGACAAGACGGCUUACUGUUUUCGUUAACCCUGAACGCCCGUACAUUCAUGCUGUGGGGGAAAAGGUGGUCCAGAUCACGCCUCGCUUUGUUUAUGACCACUUUGGGUUGAUGCUCGUAGUAUCCGCGGUUUUAAGUCCUUUUGUCUUUUUGGGGUAUACGGCUAGUCGCGUUUGUAGGAGAGCGGCCACAUUCUACAGCAAGAGAGACAGCGAUCUGCCAGCCCUCGUUGACACUAUUUUGCACGGAUUCAAGACCUGCAAGCACUUAAAAGCGAUUCUAUAUUUGGAUAACUUGGACUUGCAGGACGUCGAAAUUAUCCUGGGGCUGUUUAAUAUGCCCAAUUGUUCUAUCACCUUGGAGGAAUGGUGGGAAAUACCGAGACGAGGACCUAUGCGCGAGGCUGCGCUAGCAAUCUAUGAUGAACGCUAUAAGAACUUCAUUCCGGCGGCCGCUGAAGAGUCUGGGCACAAGUGGUUUAUGUCUGUUUGUCCAAGCUUGGAGAGGAUCUAUUUUCAACGGGUUGAGGAUAUCAUGAUCAGGCAAAGAGUCUGGUCCAGGUAG